Messenger RNA from Nothoprocta perdicaria, 741 nucleotides. RefSeq names its product duodenase-1-like. Gene Ontology annotation, molecular function: serine-type endopeptidase activity. Gene Ontology annotation, biological process: proteolysis. The record is from RefSeq and is a predicted model, not a curated record. Bases 1 to 741 code for a protein of 246 amino acids. NCBI's taxonomy places the organism in Eukaryota, Metazoa, Chordata, Aves, Tinamiformes, Tinamidae. The transcript is spliced from 5 exons.
AUGCGCCGGCCGCAGCCGCUGCUGCUGCUGCUGCUGCUGCUGCUGGUGCCCUGCGCGAGGGCCGAGGCCGGCGCGUCGCGGGGCCGCAUCGUGGGCGGCCACGAGGCGCAGCCCCACUCGCGCCCCUACAUGGCCUUCCUGAAGAUAGGGACCAMCUUCUGCGGGGGCUUCCUGGUGGCCCCGUCCUGGGUGAUGACGGCCGCGCACUGCGCCCUGGGGAACAUCACGGUCGUCCUGGGUGCCCACGACGUCCUSGAGCCCGAGAGGACGCAGCAGGUGCGGGGGGUGCUCAGGUACUACCCGCACCCCGACUACGACCCCGGCACGGUGGACAACGACAUCAUGCUCCUCAAGCUCACAGCCAAGGCCAAGCUCAACAAGUACGUCAAGCCCGUGGCGCUGCCCAAGAGCAGCAGCGACCUCCCCGCGGGCACGCGCUGCAGCGUGGCCGGCUGGGGCUGCAUCGACGAGGAGCAGGACACCGAGCGGCUCUUUGAGACCCAGGUCUCCAUCUACAGCCGCAGGAAAUGCACCCACUUCUACCCGGCGCUCACCAACGGCAUGGUGUGCGCCGGCAGCUUCCACGAGCUCCGCGACGCCAGCCAGGGAGAUUCCGGGGGGCCCUUGGUCUGCAACGACGUGGCCGAGGGCRUCGUGUCCUUUGGGUACGACAGCCCGCCCGGCGUCUACGCCCGCGUGGCCAAUUACCUGCCCUGGAUCAGCAAGGUCAUGAGGAAGUAG